UUAUAAUUUAUGUGCUUAUAUUUUGUCAAAAAUAUAUAGAGAGAGAGAAAAAAGAUUAUGAAACUUGGAGUCCUAGCGCGUGAUUGACAACCUCUUUAGAUAGCGCGUGGACGAAAGAAUGAAGUCUGCCUUGACUUGUGAAGGAGCGAAAUGUUUAAGGAAUCAUUAGUGUGUGUUUCUCCGCCCCAUACCCCAACGCGCCACCGCAAGUCUCGCCACAAAGAGAAGAGGAAUCCCGGAAUCCGCCAUGACUGAUCACCUUCCGCGCCUUCGCCGGCUCCGUUCGACCGCCCAAAUCUUCAGAGAAGCCGCCUCCUCCUUCAAUUCCAAUCUCUUCACCUUCCUCCUCCUCUCUCUUCUCCUUCUCUCCUUCCGCCUCGUCCUUGAGAAUGGUACCCAUCUCGUUACCUCCAUCAUCGACCACGACCCCUCUCUCAACGCUCUCCUCUCUCGCCUUGAUCCUCCUGAUAGCCGCAGCCCUGCCGGAUCUUCCCAAGACUCCUCCACGUCCACUCGCCGCCGCCGCCGCCGCCCGUUUCUCCACCUUACGCGCGUCGGAACGCUGGACGAGGACUUCUUCUCGGGCGAUGGUGAUGAGGAUCGCAGCCUCUUCGGGGCCAACAAGAAUUUUUCCCCCAAUCGCAGUUUCGUGAUGUUCAACGAUUUUGACUCGGUGUUAGGGUUUUCGGAUUCCGUAGUCGAUAGCGGGGUAAGUGUUUCGGAGGUCGUUCGCCCUGGAGUUGCAUUCAGACUCAGAGCUGAAAUUGCGUCUUUGGCAGUUGAUAACGACAGUGCUGAAGAUCAAGAAGAAGAAUACAGAGAUGGUAACGGUCAACCGGAUGUGGAUAGAGUGGUGGAUUUACAAUUCGUUGUGAAAGGAUUGGAGCUUGAUCAUCGGGAAACGGCAGCACUGUUCUUUCUGUUGUUAAUGACCUAACCGGGAGGUUUAGCUCACUGGUUGGUACAAUCUGGAAUGGAUCCAUACUGGGGCUUAAGCGGCUUUCCGGGUAUAUUAUCAUGAGAUGGGCAGUGAGGGAUGCCAUAACUCAGCUUCUUGGAUUGUGGUAUUUUGGUGAAAUCGAAAGCAAGUACUCAUUUUUCAAGCUAUUUGUGAGGUUGAAGUUGAUGCCAUUUUCAGUUAUGUUCCCUUGGAUUCAAGGUUUUGAGAAGGAGAUAUCUGGAUUUCUAUUUACAUGGUUCUUUAUGGACACACUUCUAGCUUUCGUAUUUGCUGUUGAUGCCUGGGUAGUCAUUGCCGAUUCAAGGCGAAGUGGAAGACAAAUAGUGAAGGAAGGUUGUUAUUUGUUAUCGAUUAUGUUGAAUCAGGCUGUCCAAGUAAAAUGUUUGGAAGCUAUAUUUUGUGGCUCUCUUUUUAGGGGGAUUCUAGCUAAGGUUUUGGGAAAAUAUGUUGCCAUGGUUUUUCAGUCGGUUGUGGAGGUAUACUUUAUGGUUGCUUGGUUGAUAUUCUACUUUUCAGCUAGAUGUAGAGAUGCCCACUUACAGGGAAAGAGAUUUGGUCAGAGAGAACUUGAGGGCUUGACUGAUGGACUCAGGUAGUAUUAGGUAACUAUACUAUACCGAGUUCCAACUGCAGGCUCCAAUUAUAACAAAUUAGGCUUGAUUUCUUUUUUUGCACCUAUUUGUAGCUCUUUCUGAUGCCCUCUGGUUGAGUCUGUAGUCUCCAGAAAAAAGUGUUGUAUCUACUUUACACAAGGCAAGAUAUAUUAUUGUAUAUUUGCAGAGAAAUCCUUUCUUAUGUUUGUAGGUUGUGUUUAUGAAUUUGUAAGUUAUCUGUUAUAUUGGAAUUCGGAAAGAAAAGAAAUUGAGAUGAUUUGGGUUUCUUUCGCCCGUCGAAAAUUUCAUGCA
Momordica charantia (bitter melon) is the source of this 1866-nucleotide messenger RNA. The record is from RefSeq and is a predicted model, not a curated record. NCBI's taxonomy places the organism in Eukaryota, Viridiplantae, Streptophyta, Magnoliopsida, Cucurbitales, Cucurbitaceae.